This is a messenger RNA of Uncinocarpus reesii 1704, 1770 nucleotides long. RefSeq lists its product as uncharacterized. The transcript has a single exon. NCBI's taxonomy places the organism in Eukaryota, Fungi, Ascomycota, Eurotiomycetes, Onygenales, Onygenaceae. The coding region runs from base 1 to 1770 and encodes 589 amino acids. The record is from RefSeq and is a predicted model, not a curated record.
AUGGCUGUCGGAACGAUGGCUGCGUUUGGUGAACGGGAUGCCAUGGACGACAUCAUGACUUCUCUCAAACUGCAUACCGUUGCCCAGCAGGAGAUGCCCGUCCGGUACGAAUCGGAAGAGGAAGAGGAAUCGGAAUCCGACUUGCCGGGUGCGGAUGAUCACCUCUACUCGCCUGUGGACAGCGAUAUGGGCGCCCUGGAUGUUGAGCAUCAUAAUAAUCAUAAUAGUAAUCACGACGCCCGUGGAUCGCCUGCGCAGACUUCCAACAAGGACUUUACCUUCCGAUUACCCAGUCCCUCUCCUGGACCGGAAUCUCCCAGAUCGCCCGCUGUCAAGGGGAGACGAGAGAGCUGUUUGACGCUCAUGGCGCCCAAAUCGCCCCAACAGGGGAAGAAUGAAAAGCAGCUGCGGAAAUCCUACGGCCCCUAUCGAGACUCUCCGCCUUUCCAGAACGCAAAGUUCUUCUCGUCCAUGAUACUGGAAGCAGAAACACGCCCGCUCCGCCAUUCGAUAUGCUCCGAGAUCCUGUCCUCAGACGACGAAUUGGGGCAGGAAGCUCACUUUCUGAUUGCCACCUCGAUUGUAUAUCGGGUCCCAGAAAGCAAACCCAGCCUAAUCUCCGUUGGUCCAGCCUCUACGCCCUCUACCACACCUCCGAUUCCUGAACCUGAACCUGAACCGGAACCACAGAAGAAACGACCAUCUCCUCUCAAUCUGGCACCAUCAAAGCCCGUCGCUGCGAACCCUCCUCGCACCUCUGGGAGUGUGAAGAACCGGCUUACUCGGUUGAUGAGCAGCAGUAGUAAGCAAGAGAAGAGACGAGGCUCCUACUUUAUGCAAUUCUCCAAUUCCUCAAAUCUAUCGGUCCUCGAAACCCCUUCAUUCUCCCUCCCAAACUGGAACUCUCCCGAAGAAACCUGGAGGCGCUCGGGCUCAGAAUCUGAGCAGCCACCGGAAAACCGGCCGUUGGAAGCAAGCUCCCGGUUCUCUCGUCGUAUCAGCACCACAUCCUCUCGCUAUUCUGUCCAAAGCCAGACCAGCCGCAGUCCGUCUGCUCAAAACAAGGACGAAAAAUCAACACUGUCUCUUCCCCGGUCUGGUGGCUUCCGAAACCGAUUGGCGUCCCCCGGACAGACCCAUACCGAGUCAUCACCCUCCCAGUUUCCAUCCUCGAGCGCUCAAGUUAAGGCUACUGUUCCAGAACCAAAGAAACCAUCUGUACAACGCUUGACACCGCCUCCGGACCGUUUUCAACGGCCACAGAGCAAUAGCAGCUCCCGCACCGCUCCAUCGUACCACCUCUUCCCAGAUAUCGAGCAGACGCCGGUUGGCUCGUCAGCCCGCUCGAUAAAGAGUGUGACGAGCAAUUCAAGUAAACCCAAUCAAUCAACUCAUGAUACCAGCAGCCUCAGGAGCCUCACCCAGCGGUAUAACCGGAUGCCGAAUCGUGACGAUUUUCCCACUCAGCGCCGACCUUCUGGAAGUCCUUUGUCUAUGAGUUCUAGGGCUGAUUCUAGAUUUCGAGACGGUCGACACAACUCCGAAUUUGGACUCAGCCUGAACCGGACACGCACACUUGCUGUCGACGAGGAGAAGAGCUUAGGCAGCUGGAAAGAAGAUUCCCACGAGGAAUUUGAAGGGUCCUCCCCUCGAAAACACAAACACUCGUCGUCGAAAAGCAUGAAAUGGUUCCAGGGCGGAAAUAUGAGCCAGGCAGGCAAGGCCCUAAACGGGCUUGGAUCCAUGAUCAGGACGAAAAAAAUUACUUAA